This is a messenger RNA of Nicrophorus vespilloides, 1514 nucleotides long. It is a transcript of the gene DMAP1, whose product is annotated as DNA methyltransferase 1-associated protein 1. Bases 169 to 1473 code for a protein of 434 amino acids. Gene Ontology annotation, molecular function: transcription corepressor activity. Gene Ontology annotation, cellular component: Swr1 complex; NuA4 histone acetyltransferase complex; nucleus. Gene Ontology annotation, biological process: DNA repair; negative regulation of transcription by RNA polymerase II; chromatin remodeling. The record is from RefSeq and is a predicted model, not a curated record. NCBI's taxonomy places the organism in Eukaryota, Metazoa, Arthropoda, Insecta, Coleoptera, Silphidae. The transcript is spliced from 8 exons.
UUUUUUUUUGUCAACAAAAACGCAUCAAAAUAAUGUCGUCCUGGUUGGUCCCGUUGGUCCUGGCAUAUUCAGAUUACUGAGUUAAAAGUAAUUGAAGUAAGCUGGUGAAUUGCUAUUAGCAUUCAAAUUGAUUCAAAUAAGCGAAGCGUUUUCAACAAACACAACACAAUGGCUGAUGUCAGGGAUAUUAUGGAAUUGGACCAACCGGUUACGCCUGAGUUAACUAAAGAGGCUAUUCUGGGAGCAGACAAGAACAAGAAACGUUUAUUCAAUGCUGGACAAAAAGUGUCCAAGAGGCCGGAGGGCAUGCACAGGGAGGUCUUUGCCCUGCUCUACAAUGACAACAAAGAUGCUCCUCCACUGUUUCCAUCAGAUACUAGUAAUGGGUAUAAACAGACUAAAAUUAAAUUGGGAAUGAGGAAGCCAAGGAAAUGGGAGUGGAUGUCAUUUACAAAUCCAGCCAGGAGUGAUAAUACACUGUUUUACCAUUGGCGUCGUCCAUCAGAUGAAACCAAGGAAUAUCCAUUUGCUAAAUUCAAUAAGAAAAUCGAUAUUCCCAUUUAUACUGAUGCUGAGUACAAUCAGCAUUUAACAACUGAGGGAUGGAGCAGACAGGAAACAGAUCACAUGAUGGAUUUAGCUAGAAGGUUUGAUAUGAGGUUUAUCAUAAUUGCAGAUAGGUAUGAUACAGAAAAAUUCCCUAAGCGUACUGUGGAGGAGAUCAAAGACAGAUACUAUAAAGUGUGUGGAAUACUGGCUAAGCUGACGAAUAAAAAGAUGUACACGUACGAUGCGGAUCACGAGAAGAGACGCAAGGAGCAGCUGAAGAGGUUAUACGAGAGAACCCCGGAGCAGAUUGAAGAGGAGCAGUUCUUAAUAGGCGAGCUGAAGAAGAUUGAAGCGAGGAAGAAGGAGCGCGAACGCAAAACGCAGGAUCUGCAAAAGUUGAUCAGUCAGGCAGAUAACCAGGGGGAGACACCGAGGAAAGCUGACAAGAAGUUACCUAAGAAAAAAAUCACCAAUCCUUCGAGGCCUUCUCGUGUCGACACCUCGCAUAUUUUGCAGGCCGUCGAGACUGCGGGUAUAAAGUUUCCAGACUAUAAAAAUAGCGGGGUUUCGUUGAGGUCACAGCGUAUGAAGCUACCAGCCAGCGUCGGCCAGAAGAAAACUAAAGGAAUCGAGCAAAUGCUUCAAGAUAUGGGCAUGGAAUUAAAUCCAACGCCGUCUGAAGAGAUUUGCCAAAGUUUCAAUGAACUUAGAAGCGAUAUGGUCCUACUCAUGGAGCUGAAGUCGGCGCUCGGAACGUGCGAAUUCGAAUUACAAUCAUUGAGGCAUCAAUACGAAGCACUGAAUCCAGGAAAGACGUUGACAAUUCCUGCGCAAUUGUUGACCGCCGGCAAUGAGCAGGAGGCAGUAAAGAUUGGAGAAAUCAUAGACGUAGUGGGGUCACCUGGUACUCCAUCAGGUAUAUAAUAAGUAUUUAAUGCAUUAACGUACAGUUAAUAUAAUAUAUA